AUGGCUUCAGCAGCUGGAAACAAGUCGAAAGAGAUAGAAACAGAGAUUCUUCCUGCAAUCCGUGUCUACAAGGAUGGCAGGGUGGAACGCCUGAUGGGGUCUCCGAUAGUGCCAUCUUCCCUCCAAGACCCCGAAACCGGUGUCUCUUCCAAAGACAUCGUUAUCUCCCACCACCCCUCCAUCUCAGCUCGUCUAUACCUUCCCAAAUCCACCCAAUUCAAACCCAACAAGCUUCCCAUCUUGCUCUACUUCCAUGGCGGCGGAUUCGUCAUCGAAUCCGCCUUCUCCUUCCUCGACCACCGCUACCUUAACCUCAUAGUCUCCGAAGCCAACGUUGUGGCCGUGUCCGUCGAGUACAGGCUGGCGCCAGAGCACCCUCUUCCUGCCGCUUUUCACGACUGCUGGGAAGCCCUCAAUUGGGUCACUUCCCAUGCAAAUUCCAACACCACCACAGAGCCGUGGCUUCACCAUCACGCUGACUUCAAGAGAAUCUACAUAGGAGGAGACAGCGCUGGCGCUAACAUUGCCCACAACGUGGCUCUUCGCGCUGGGGUUGAAGCCUUGCAAGGGAAGGCCAAUAUAUUGGGUGCGUUCCUCUCCCACCCUUACUUCUGGGGCUCCCUCCCUGUUGGCUCUGAACCCAACGAGGGUCUAUCGCACUUGCACGCGCGGAUUUGGAACCUGGUGUACCCUACUGCGCCGGGUGGGAUCGAUGACCCUGCGCUGAAUCCGUUAGGUCCUGGUGCUCCCAGCUUGGCCACACUUGGAUGCUCCAAGUUGCUUAUUUGUGUGGCUGGGAAAGACGCGCUUAGGGAGAGAGGGGUUUGGUACUGCGAAGCUGUGAAGAAGAGUGGGUGGCAAGGUGAAGUGGAGCUGUUUGAGGUGGAAGACGAAGAUCAUGCAUUCCAUAUUUACAACACCGACACCCACAAUGCCAAACAUAUGAUAACACGCAUCGCUUCCUUUCUCGUUUGA
Molecule: messenger RNA, 975 nt
Organism: Sphenostylis stenocarpa
Lineage: Eukaryota; Viridiplantae; Streptophyta; Magnoliopsida; Fabales; Fabaceae
Source: the annotation of a GenBank genome assembly